This is a messenger RNA of Trachymyrmex septentrionalis, 4202 nucleotides long. Its product is annotated as bicaudal D-related protein homolog. The coding region runs from base 878 to 2413 and encodes 511 amino acids. NCBI's taxonomy places the organism in Eukaryota, Metazoa, Arthropoda, Insecta, Hymenoptera, Formicidae. The record is from RefSeq and is a predicted model, not a curated record. The transcript has 6 exons.
GAAAAAAUUAAAAAUACUAUACCGUUAGAUAUCGAAGGAGCGCGAUGGUAAUUCAAUCUCUUGAGCUAAAUGACAUUUCGUUAUUUUGAACUUUCUGUGUUAAAACGUAGAGCAAUCCAUUUCAGUGAUUAUUUCCAAAAAGCGGCUGGAUGCCCAUUGCGAGAUGGUCCUAUCGCAAAUCAGACGCACGCCGAGAGACUCUCGUUAUUUGCUCCAACAUAGAAGAUUUCUGUUUCGUUGCUGCUCUGAAAUAAACAGUGCGGUUAUCCGAGAAUCGAUCUUACUUACGAUCUUUCUACAAAGCUAAAACGAACGUUAUUCAUUGCGGAUAAUUGGAGAUUACCGCGGAGCAUCGUUGCGUCGUAAUUCACGCGAGUCAUUCCCGAUCCGAUGGUGCGGUGCUCACUGGAAAUCAUCGAUCAUUCUUGCGAUUAUACCCGCGCAAGUGAAUUCGUAACCGGAUAUGCUCGAGCGAGUUGUGGACGAAUGAACGGAGUGGUGUGUGUCGCAAUUCGACGGACUUUCCAUUCGCGUAGCCUUGCUCUGAACAAGGAAAGAUCGAGAAAUCGCGGGAGACGAUUUCGCGACGAGUCUCGAGCUGAAUAAACGUCUCCUUCUGGAGCAGUGUACGACAUCGAGCUACGGUAGCAGCGAGGCAGCGGUGGAGACGUAAGAAACCGUCCAGGUUGAUAGCCGGUCGAUCGAUAGCGCGGCGAACUUCCGCGAUCGAUAUCCCCGGGGAGAAGAACAGCGGUACGUUGCACUCGCGUAAUGAGAACAUCGCCGUCGUUGUCUUAUACAAUAAGGAUGCUGUUAAUUGCAAUAGUGGAGGAUUCAGCCCAUCUAUAUUUGUGCGAUUACGAGUGCAUCGAGCGCAAUGUCAGGGCGACCGAUCGCUUCCGGUAACCGAGCGCUGACACGAUUCUUGAGGAAGGGAACUCGCGGGACAGGCCGACGACGAUUGCAGAGAGAGAGUUUGGAGCAGGAGAGGCAUCUACUGCGGAGGAGACUCGAGGAAGCCAGAGAUGAGAGUGAGACGAGGGCUUUGGAGCUCCAAGCUGACGUGGAGAGCCUCAGGAGCCAGUUGGAGGAGCAAAAUGAAAGGGCGAGAAGGGCGGAGCGUGAUCAAGCCACCCUAGUUGCAGAGUUGACGGCGCAAAACACGAGGCUGGCCGAUCAGCUGAGGGAAGCUGCCAAACAGGAGGAGCAGUUGCUCGCGGAAGUGAAGAGGCUGAGAGAAAAUUGCGCUCUCAGGAACACUACCCUGCAGGAUCAUGUCAGCAGCCUGGAAGUCCUCAGGGACGAGGUACAACUGGUAUCCGCACAAAGGACGGAAUUAGAGAGGCGGUCCUUGGAGCUGCGAGAGGAGAGGGCCAGGGCGAUCGCGGCCCUCGAGGAAGCCGAGGAGAGAGCUACGGCCAUGGAACGACUCGGCCACGAAGCGGAACACCGCGCGAGAGUGGCGGAGCAAGAGAGAGACGAACUGGCGUCAGCAUUGGCAGCUAUCGAGGCAGAAAGGAGAGCCCGGUCCGGUUCGAUACAGAAAACACCGAGGUCUUUGCAAGCGGAAAUGGAGUGCGAAGAGAGUGGCAACUCGCUCGGGGAACAGGAAGACGGAAGUCUGAGAACGGAAGUUGCAAGGGCGACGAAGCGGCUGAGGGAACUGUGUGCUCAUCUGAGACGCGGUGAAGACGACUCGGGUCUACAGAGCGACUGCGACGAAUCCAUGCUGGUAAUUAAUCUCAACAACUCCGAGGCAGAGGUGGGCACUAACGACCGGGAUACUCACUCUUCACCGACAAAUUGUCCGGGUGCGCUGAUAGAGCUGGUCGAAGAAGUCUAUAAUCUCGCGCUGUCAGGCAGAGGAGCACCAGGAGAAUUAGGAUUGGCGGUGGAACUUCACAGGGUACGGGAAGAACUGGAGAGCUCUCGGGAGCAGUGCAGGAUACAGGAGGAGGAACUGAAGCGACGCGGCGAUACUAUCCUGGAGCUGACGAGCAAGUUGAGUGUCUGCGAGGCUGAACUGCGCGGUGCCAAGGAGGAACGUGAUAGGGCGAGAUGCGACAUCGAGCAUUCCGAGCUGACGAAGGACGAGAUCGUAGCGAAGGCUUACAAGGUGCGAGAUCAGGCAGUGGCCCGACAGAAUAGGGUGGAGGUGGAGCUGGCUAGGACACGGAUAGACAUCUUACAGGCGGACAGUCAGCUGAAAGAGGCGAUCAAGCAGAAGAUUGAACUCAGUCAGCAGCUGGAACAAUGGCAGAUGGACAUGCAGGCGCUUCUGGAUGAGCACGUGCGAAGUAAACUAACUCCGACCUCGCAGAUUGUCGCCACGAACGAGAAUUCAGAUAUGUCGGCGCCGGCCAGGAAGAAGAGGAGCACUGGAUCGACGAAGAAGAUGUUCGGCUUGUUUUGACGAAAGUGACGCAGCGCGAUGGCCUCGCUGCGUUAAGCCGAGUGAUCGCGACUCACAUAGACUUUGACUCCUGAUUCCUGCGAAUCAGCCAUUCCGCAUAAAAGAAACGUUAACGGAACGAAGAGAUAAUUGCGAAAAGAAAGUGAAUUUAGGUAUACUUAUCUUUCUAAAAACCGUUCAAUCUCGUGACGAAUGGGAUAGCAUUCCCGACAUCUUCUACUUUGUUACAGUCAUUAUAAAUAAUGCCAUUUGCCAAUCGCACGAUUGCGAUUUAUGAACGAGCAUCUGGGACUAAUCUUAGACUAGCGGCUCUGUAAUUAAAAUUAGCAGCUCGACCGGACACGUCCAGCAAUCCUUAAGAGAUUGGAUACCACGCGUUUGAUCCAUUUUUGAGCCAUUUUUCAGAACCUGCUUAAGAUAAAAUGAGAUAGAAUAUGCAUAAAAUAAGAUAUCCAUCUCUUUUUAUCUUAUGCAUUUCAUCAGAAGUUGUCUAAACGAUAUCCAAUCUCUUACUUGAGGAUUGUUCAAGUAACAGAUCUCUCUUAUUUGAAGAUCUCAAGACACGUCUGGAUUCGUCCGAAUCUCGGGAUAAAUGUUGAAGCAUCUCAGUGCGAGACAUGACGCGUGCGAGAAACGUUCACGUUCUUUGCUCACAGCGAGGAGUCUAUUACAUCGAUGCUGAUGCUCGUGUCGAAACCGUAAUUCGAAUUUAAGUGGCGUCGCUUGCAGAAACAGGGACGUCCGACUUUCUACAAUUCCUCAACUAGGGAAAGUUGCGGAUCCCCAAACGUUCUCGACGUGUCCAAUAUUGUCGUCAUCAUAUUUUUCACCUUCGUCUCGAUACCCGCGUUUUCUGUCGGCCACUUUUUUAUCAAGUGAUCGAUGUAAUCCGGACUGCUCAUUAUCGCUUGACUUCGUAGACCGUUCAUGCGAAAAGUAUUAAAUUGUGUUGCGACGCUAACGGAGUCAGUAAAAUGGACAAGUCGUUAUCGAAAAAAAAAAAUCAUCAUUAACACGUUCUGUGCCGAACUACCCCCGCGCACAGAGCAGCUACGCAUAUAUACAAUAUAGUAGCCAUCACAUACUAUUCGUAGAACACUCGGAAUGGAAAGUUCAACGUAUAUCAUCGGUGAUACACUUGGCAUGGAACGUGUUAAUGUUCUCUCCCCGAGAAAUUAAAGUUCCGAGUGAUGUAUUUUCUCUUCGAUAGAUUUUCAACACGUCCAACCGACGUUUUUAGCUCAGGGAAAUUUUUUGCAUUAUUCUAAUUUCGUUCUUUCAUUGUCCGCUUUCGAAGACUCCAGAAGAACAAUUAUGUUUCAUUGAUUGCAACCAAUGAAAUAAUAAGAUUAACUGAUCACGGUCUCUUGCUUCACGCGGGCAGGUAUUAAUCGACUCAAAGGUGACGAAAGAAGUAAAGGUUUAAUGUCCCGGCAAGACUGAUUAGAAUCGGCAAAGCGCAGCCGCUUUUUCUUCCGCGCGCGAAAACGCGUCCUGUCAUUCUCAUCAUCGUGGAACGAAUCGUUCUCCACGGUACGAACGAUCUCCGAGUGGAAAUUUCUUAUUUCGAAACGGUCCCUGGCGUUUAGCUCAACGAAUAAUGAAACGGAAUCACUUGGGGUAUUUAUCGUUCCGUUUUUUUUUUCGCGACGCAAGCGAUAUCGAAUUCCUCUUGAUACGAAACAUUGUGAUAUGCUGUGUCUUACGUUAUACUCGAAGAAGAUUGUUAUACGCCUUCUAACAUUGCGGAAACAUUUCUGUAAAAAAUCAAAGAUUAUAUUAGAACGGA